Molecule: messenger RNA, 2012 nt
Organism: Ostrea edulis (European flat oyster)
Lineage: Eukaryota; Metazoa; Mollusca; Bivalvia; Ostreida; Ostreidae
Product: E3 ubiquitin-protein ligase TRIM36-like
Exons: 1
Coding region: 1-1665 (554 amino acids)
Biological process (GO): proteasome-mediated ubiquitin-dependent protein catabolic process; protein polyubiquitination
Molecular function (GO): protein binding; zinc ion binding; ubiquitin protein ligase activity
Source: RefSeq, a predicted model, not a curated record
AUGCAUCCCCGGCGCAGUGCCCAGGAAGUCCUACUGUGUGACCUCUGUGAAACUGUCCCCCUACAGAGUCACUGUAAACUUUGUCAUUUAAAUCUUUGCAUUAACUGUGUAGGUAAACAUCUCUCAGAUUCCUCGAAAGAUCACAAUGUCGUGCCCUUUAUAAAACACAUCCAGCCUACUCCUAACUACCCAAAAUGUCCGAAACACGCCGAAAAACACUGCGAACUUCACUGCGAGGAAUGCAACAUUCCUGUCUGUAUUGCCUGCGUCUCUUCAGGUAAACACAAAGGUCACGAUAUGUCAGAUAUUCUGGAAAAACUCAGCACUAAAACAGAAAGUUUACAAAAAGAUCUAGAGGAAUUAGAGAAGAGAAUUUAUCCCCGGUAUGAAGAAAUGGCGUCCGGUGUGCAAACUGAAAAAGCCGAGUUAGAAACGAAAUACGGGAAACUGACCACAGCCGCUGACCAACAAGGAGAACUCUUACACCGGGAGGUCACCGCCAUUGUCAACCAGCGGAAAUCCGCCAUUACGGAGAUGAAAACUAAACAUCUGGACGCGCUAAAUAAAAACACAGAAACAAUCGCACAGAAAAUGGCGGAACUCAAACAGAUCAUGUCCGACUUGAAAUCAAUCCUAAAAUCAAAUGACGUCUCCUUAACCUCUACUUACAAAUCUAGGAAUUCCGAAUUUAGAACAUUACCGCCUAAAGUCCGAGUCACAUUACCGAGUUUAUCUCCUCAGAAAAUAAACAAAGAUCAGCUCAAUGAAAUGUUCGGUUCUCUGCCGCCAUUAUCCAUUAACACAGAACAUGGCGACACAAUGAAGUCAGCAGAAGCUGUAUCGUCUCCUCCAGUCAAACCACUGCUUGAUGAGCCGCGCGUCACCGCCACCAUAGACACUGGGUAUAACAGAUACGAACUAACCAGUGUUAGCUGUCUGAGUGAAGAUCAAGUCUGGACACGCGGGAAUAAGAAAACCAUGAAGCUGCUCAACCUCCAGAGUAAACUACUGACAUCAAUACAAACCAAGUCAGGGAACUGGCCAACAGACAUAGCAGUGACACGGGACGGAGAUCUUGUUUAUACUGACGAUGAUAACACUAUAAACAUUGUUAAGAAUAAACAGAUACAGACCGUGAUCACACUACAGGGGUGGAGACCUCUCAAUGUCUGCUGUACCGCGGCUAACGAUCUCCUGGUUACCAUGAUCAGUGAUGAUAGACAACAAUCCAAAGUCGUGCGUUACUCCGGCUCCACAGAGAAACAAAGCAUUCAGUUUGAUGAUCAGGGUCGUCCUCUCUACUCAUCUGAUGGCAUUAAAUACCUCAGUGAGAACAAGAACCUGGAUAUCUGUGUGGCUGACUGUUGGGCUAGUGCAGUAGUGGUGGUCAAUCAGUCAGGAAAACUCCGAUUUAGAUACACUGGUCAUCCCUCUAAUACCAAGCAAUCAUUUAAUCCAGUCGGCAUCACUACAGACAGCCAGAGUCACAUCCUGACAGCAGACUAUAACAAUGACCGUAUCCACAUCCUAGAUCAGGACGGACAGUUCCUCCGUUACAUUCACUGUGAUUUACGCCUUCCAUGGGGUUUAUGUGUGGACAUCAGAGACAACCUCUUUGUGGCUGAGUGUCGCACUGCUAAAGUGAAGAAAAUCCAAUAUCUAUAAAAUGUUAAUUACACAGCUCUACAAUGUUAAUUACACAGCUCUACACAGUGUUAAUUACAUCUACCAACACUGUGCUAAUUACAUGUCUAACCACAGAGUAACUUACAGCACUGUGUUAAUUACAUCAGCUUGUUAAUUACAGUAUGUGUUAAUUACAGCCCCGUGUUAAUUACAGUUCUGUGUUAAUUACACCCCUGUGUUAAUUACAUCCCUGUGUACAUUACAGUCCCCUGUUUGUGAUGUGUAACAUGUACUUGUGUUUGUGAGUUUAACAGAACAUUAUUUUGUUUGUGAAUUAAUUUGUGUUUGAUUUUACAAUGUAUAUAUUAGAUAAACAUGAUACAGAG